Messenger RNA from Parasteatoda tepidariorum (common house spider), 3901 nucleotides. RefSeq names its product WASH complex subunit strump (gene Strump). Gene Ontology annotation, cellular component: WASH complex; endosome. The record is from RefSeq and is a predicted model, not a curated record. NCBI's taxonomy places the organism in Eukaryota, Metazoa, Arthropoda, Arachnida, Araneae, Theridiidae. Gene Ontology annotation, biological process: actin filament polymerization; endosome fission; endosome organization.
AUGUGCUCAUGGCAAAUUUCGCUUUGACGAUCUGUUUCCAUGACGAAUUGUAUCCUCGAAGAAUUACCUUCCUCAUAAUUUGCCCGUGAUGAGUUGUGGAGACGACAUUUUCAUCCAGUGAAUUUAAAAAUAAGACAAAGAGGAAAAUUAAAACACAAAACUUACUAGAGAUGCGUGAAUCAAAUAAAGUGUAAACCGUCCCUCAGCUUUCUAUUUUAUCUUUUAAUGAUUGGCAACGUUUUGACCCAAGGAGGUGUGUUGUGUGUUUAGUAAACAAAUUGGUUUCUGCUCUCUCCGUAGAGUGUGGGAUUGAGUUUUGGUUUAUGGAUGAUUUAUAAUAAGUAGUAUAAAAAUGGUUGAUUUCUUAGCCGAAAACAAUGCUUGUGGUCAAAAUUUGCUAAGAUUGGUUUCGCGGGGAAAUGCAAUUAUUGCCGAGCUUCUUCGUUUGUCUGAUGUUGUGCCGCAAGUCUUUCGCCUUGAAUCAAAAAAUGACAUUAAUAAAUACAGUGAUGUUUUAUGUGAUUUUAGUUAUUUUAAAAUAACGGAUUUUUAUGAGAACAAGAUUGAAUCAAAUCCUCAAUUGCAAGAUAGAGAUGAAGAAUUUAAGGAAAACUAUCUUGACAUACUGACUAGAUUUUACUUGGCUUUUGAAAGCGUUCAAAAAUAUAUUACAGAUUUCGGCCAUUUUCUAGAAGAAUUGGACGAAGGUAUUUAUAUUCAACAAACUCUUGAAACUGUCUUAGCAAAUGAAGAUGGUCGUCAGCUGCUAUGUGAAGCUAUUUAUCUGUGUGGCGUAAUUUUGAUGGUCAUUGAUCAGAAAAUUGAAGGGAUAGUCAGAGAGAGGAUGCUAGUAUCAUAUUAUCGAUACAGUGCUCAAAGAUCAAGCAUGGAUUCUAAUAUUGAUGAUGUUUGUAAACUAUUACGAAGUACUGGUUAUAGUGCUGCUCCCACAGCAAAACGAUUGCCCAAUUAUCCAGAUGAUUAUUUCAGGAGAGUUGGUCUGAAUCCUACUUUUAUUAGCAUGAUUAUUGGCCGGUUGCGAUCUGAUGAUAUAUAUAAUCAGGUUUCUGCUUAUCCAUUACCUGAACAUAGAAGCACAGCUCUUGCAACACAGGCUUCAAUGUUAUAUGUAAUCUUGUAUUUCUCACCUGAUAUUUUAAACAAUCAUCAUGCAAAAAUGCGAGAAAUUGUUGAUAAGUUUUUUCCCGAUAAUUGGGUCAUUAGCAUUUAUAUGGGAAUGAUGGUAAAUCUUGUUGAUGCUUGGCAACCUUAUAAGGCAGCUACACAAGCAUUGAGCAACACUAUUGACAUUGCUAAUGUUAAAGAACAGUGUCAGAGAUACCACACUCGAGUUGUGAAAAUGAUUCCAACUGUUGAACAUCUUCUAAAAGAAGGAGCACUGUCUGAAGAAGUAGUGCUUGAUAAUGUUCCUAAACUUUUAAAUGUAGCCAGAGAGUGCAAUGUGACUUUAAGAUGGAUGUUGCUACACACUAUAGCAUUAACACCAGCUGCAGAAGUUAACAAAAAAUGUCGGCAGUUGAGAGAGCAAGUGAUUAAUGAUAGUCGUUACAAUCCGUUGCAAGUUUUCCAACUUCUAUUAUAUACUGCUCAAUUUGAACUGAAAGUAAAGGAGUUUGUUUUUGUUAGAUAUAAUUUACAAGCUUGGUUUAAAGAUAUGGGUAAGCAAAUCGAAACUUUGAAUUAUGAUGAUGCUACUGCUACUGGAAGAAAAAUUGUACAGCUGAUUCAAGCUCUUGAAGAAGUUCAAGAAUUCCACCAGUUAGAAAGUAAUUUACAAAUAAAACAGUUUCUCAUUGAUACAAGAAAGUUUCUUCAUCAGAUGUUAAGAACAAUUAAUAUUAAAGAAGAAGUAUUAAUAACUUUAGAAAUGGUUGCGGACUUGUCUUAUGCUUGGGAAAUAAUUGAUAGUUAUACUAAAUAUAUGCAACAGGGCAUUAAAAGAGAUCCAACUUUGGCUAUAAAGCUAAGAGCAACAUUUUUAAAACUUGCAUCAGCUCUUGAACUUCCAUUGCUUCGAAUUAAUCAAGCGUCUAGUCCAGAUUUGCUCUCUGUUUCUCAGUAUUAUUCCAGUGAACUAGUAUCCUAUGUUCGUAAAGUGUUGCAUAUCAUUCCUGAAAGUAUGUUUGCCUUAAUGGCUCAAAUAAUUGAACUUCAAACCAAUGCUAUAAAAGAGGUGCCCACAAGACUUAUGAAAGAUCAAUUGAAAGCAUAUGCUCAGCUAGAUGAACGUUAUAAGGUUGCAAAAUACACUCAUGCAAUAUCUGUUUUUACUGAAGGAAUUUUAAUGAUGAAAAGAACUUUAGUAGGUAUUAUACAAAUUGAUCCAAAACAACUACUUGAAGAUGGAAUAAGAAAGGAAUUAGUUCAUAAAGUAGCAAUUGCUUUACAUGAAGGCUUAGUAUUUAAUCCUAAAGCUAAGUCAAGUGAAUUAGUUCCUAAAUUAGAAGCCAUUGGACAAAAAAUGGAUGGCUUUCGUCGAUCAUUCGAAUAUAUCCAAGAUUAUGUAAGCAUAUAUGGUCUUAAAAUAUGGCAAGAGGAGAUGUCUAGGAUAAUAAAUUACAAUGUUGAACAAGAGUGUAAUGCAUUUCUGAGACAUAAGGUUCAGGACUGGCAGAGUAUUUAUCAAUCACGCACAAUACCUAUUCCUAGUUUUAAUCCAUUGGAUAAUAUGUCUGUAAAUUUUAUAGGCCGUUUAGCUCGAGAAAUUUUAAGGAUUACUGAUCCUCGAUUAACUGUAUAUAUAGAUCAAAUGACUGCAUGGUAUGACUCAAAAACACAUAAUGAAGUAGUGAAUUUAAAACUAUUUUCGCUAAUUCAGAAAAGCAUAGGAACUCCAGGAUUAACAGGUCUUGACAGACUGAUGUCAUUCAUGAUUGUUACAGAACUUCAAACACUAGUCCGUAUCUAUGAAAAGUUAAUAAUUGGUGAUAAAUCAUGGCAAGAAGCCCUUAAAAAUCUUCAAAUAGCUAUACAACCAACUAAGCAAAUUAUAGCUCAACCUGCUCGUGUUUAUGGGCCUGUUAUGUCCAAAGCUUCAAAAUAUCCUCGAUUUUUGGAAAGUUUAAUGAAGGUUGGGCAGAUGCAACUUUUGAGACGACGUAUAGCUUAUGAAUUGAAUACUUCUUGUAAAUUUGAUUCCAAACACUUAGCAAGUGCUCUUCAAACCGUUAAUGAGGCUUUAAUUGCGGACAUCGAACUCCACUACAAGGAUCCUAGCAAACCAUACCCAAAAGAAUCGAAUCCAUUGUUAUAUGAGUUGUCUUCAUAUUUAGAAUGGUCUGGUAUAAAUAAUCCUCUAGCAAAAAUUUAUAUAACUACUAGACCUUUGUUAAAUAUGUCUCUUUUCCUAUUUUUAUUCAUAACUUCUCAACUACCAAAAAUGGCUUACGAUAAAAGCAUCGAUAUCCUUAUUAGUAGAAAAGCAACUGAUGCCAUUGAUGGCUUGCCAUUCGUACUAGGAACUCUUACAUUUCUCCAACAGUUUCAUCAAGAGCACAAAAAUACAUUCCUUUCAUAUAUGGGACAAUACAUAAGAUCUGUUGUAGAUGGCUUAGGGGAAAGUAAUAAAUUAGAUAUACCUUCUGAUAUCAUAAACGCAUUAGUUUUUCUAGAAGAGUUUGCUAGAUAUGGUCAAUUGCCGAGAAAGGCAAUAACAAAUCAUAUUCCAUCGCUAUUAAUUGAUGCAGCUAGAUUUUACUAAUUGCUGGUUCGUUCUUUCUAUUGAACUUUAAAAUUAUUUUUCUUUGAUUUAUAGGAUUUAUUUGUACAAAUAGAAUUUAUUUGUAAGUGCUAAGAUUAUAUAGCAGAAAUGUUUUCAUACUAAAAUUUGUAAUAAAGUAUGUAUAUAUAUAUAUUUUGAAUAUAUAUACCGUUGAUUUUA